Messenger RNA from Cercospora beticola, 1266 nucleotides. RefSeq lists its product as uncharacterized. NCBI's taxonomy places the organism in Eukaryota, Fungi, Ascomycota, Dothideomycetes, Mycosphaerellales, Mycosphaerellaceae. Gene Ontology annotation, molecular function: 2-oxoglutarate-dependent dioxygenase activity. The record is from RefSeq and is a predicted model, not a curated record.
AUGUUGACAAGAACGCUUCGUGUUCGGGGUAAUCCCUUCAAGUCAAGAAUUCUCUUGCAGAGAGGUCUAGCAACUACUGUCGACUCGGCUCCGUUCCAUCGCAAUGAACCGGUUGUACAAGGCUCCAAGGGCUCUCAAUGGCGACCAAAUUUCGAUAUGGCAAGAGCACAAGCAACAAUGCCACCGAACCAUUCAGCUCAAGUACGAGAACUGGACACAUUCGAGCUACCCGUUGCAGUGACCGGCAGCGAUGCAGAUCGUCUACUAGGUCGCCGCCUCAUCGAUGCAUGGCGCAAAGACGGAAUCAUCCAAGUCGCCUUCCCAGAAAACCUACGCGUACUGUCCGAAGCCGUGAAACAAAGCAAGCAAUACUUUCUCCAAGACCAUGCCACCAAGGCCAAAUGCGUGGAUCCAAACUCUUUCGCUGGAUACAUUGCUUCUGGUGAGGAGCUCACAGACGGUAUUGCUGACUAUAGUGAGAUCUUCACUGUCACAAAAGAAGUCGACCCUGGAGACCCUCGUGUCAUGAGCGGAUGGCCCUGCCAUGGACCGAAUCCAUGGCCCAAUGAUGCUUAUGCUCACGCAAUGCGUAAGCUAAUGGACUUUAAGGCUGGGAUAGGAGAGAGGCUGCUUCAGCUUACUGCUCUUGGUCUUGAUCUCAAGGAUCGUUGGGCUUUGAACAAACUGACCCAGGACGGUUGGCAUCAUAUGAGAGUUCUCAGGUUUCCUGCAACGCAUGCCACGAACGGCAAAGGCAAAGAAGGCCGUGGCAUCGGCUCCCACACCGACUACGGCUUGCUAGUCAUCGCCAGCCAAGACGAAGUCGGCGGCCUCUUCGUCCGUCCACCAUCAGCCGACGAAACAUACUCCAACUGGAAGAAAUCCUCCGCCGGCCUUCACGAAAACGAUGACAAGUGGCUGUACAUUGCCCCUCAGGAGAACGUCUUCACCGUCUUCCCUGGAGACAUGAUGCAAUUCAUGACCAACUCAUACCUCCCUUCCACACCUCACAAAGUCGGAUUGAAUACACGGGAGAGAUUCGCGUUCGCUUACUUCCAUGAGCCAAACUUCAAUGCAGUCUGUCGACGAUUGCCAGAAUUCAAAACUGGCACACCCGAGGAUGAAGAAGCUGUUCAUUACGGGACGCACUUUUCGAAUAUGUUUCUUCGAAAUUAUCCAGAUAGGGUAACAGCACACAGGAUGAGAGAAGAGAACAGGAUGGAUUUGCUACCGAUGCUGAAAGAACAGUAUGGUUAUGGGCCUUAG